Balearica regulorum gibbericeps (East African grey crowned-crane) is the source of this 785-nucleotide messenger RNA. The record is from RefSeq and is a predicted model, not a curated record. Lineage: Eukaryota; Metazoa; Chordata; Aves; Gruiformes; Gruidae.
AUGGCGCUCCGUGCCUCUAAGCAAGAGAUGGAUCACAGAGCAGGAGCUAUCAAUUUAACCAGUGGCAAAGAUGGAGUUGCAGGAUCGUGCAUAGAUGAUAAUCCCUGGGUGAAACUGGGGACAGUUAUGCUACAGAGAUGCCGACCUGAGGAAAAGGAGAACACAGGAAAUGAAAUUUUGAAAAUGUGCCGUUCUUUGUAUGACACAAAGCACAUGCUCCCUGUCAAGUGUAUAAAAGAAUUAUGUUUGCUGCUGCUUAACCAGUCCCUCCUGCUGCCAUCCUUGAAACUGCUGGUAGAAAGCAAAGAUCAAGAUCUUCACACUGUGGCACUGGAGCAGAUAACAGCUGUGGCUAAGGUUGAUGAUUCCAGUUGCGACGCUGAAAUACUUUCUUUGCUUCUCAAUGCCAAGUUAGUGGUGAAGUGCGUAUCUACUGCCUUCUAUCCUCGCCUUAUCGACCACUUACUGGCUAACCAGGGAGAAGGAGGCUGGGAUGUGGAGGAAAUAGCAAAACAACUUAAAGAAGCAGGGUUCAACGCAGAGGCCGGGUCCCUCCUGAUGUCUCACCGAGGUACUCAUCCUGCACUCAGGACUUUUACUACUGCCCUCCAGGCUAUCCAGCAUUGGAUCUAAAAAUGUUGGAUUUAUGCAUCUGUCUGCCUUUUUGCUGGAGACCUUACACAAAAGGGAAAAAUUGUUCUAGUGAAGUAACAAAGUUAGUUAUUACCUACAUUUUGUAGAAAAUACAAACAGCACACUUACAGUGAAUUCCCAUAUACUUCUAA